AUGACGUAUCAGUCAUUAGCUCUAAUAAUAUUGGGCUUGAUCAAGAAGAACCAACGGAAAGUACGGAGACUAGUGUUGAUGAUUCAGAAUUAGCUAAACUGUCUGAAAAUAAAGGAUCCGAUCUCGCUAUGGACGAGAUGCCUGCAGAACCACAGACAACACCUGAAACGGCUCCGGAUCAAACCUCAGCUCCAGACCCAAACGCCAAUUUAGAAGGCGAUCAACCAAACACAAAAGUAUUGCCAAUCGAAGCCAAAUUACUACAACGAAAUCGCCCUCGUAAAUCCUCCUUGUCGCCCAAAGUAGACCUGAAGAUAAUCGUCCCGCCCCGAGAAACAACAGUGCGCAGAAAACCUGUACAAGAUAAACCAUCGCAUCCUACUCGUGGUAGAUUUAAUACAUUAAGAAAAGAUCUCUACUUAGUAUUUCGGUUUUUUUGUAGACUAUCUAUGCGUACAGACACUGGUGGUAAUAUACAAAUGGAGGAAAUCAGUAUCCGAGGACGUGCCCUCGUCUUGGAGCUUAUUCUUUCGAUGUUGGACAAUUCGGGCCCUGUAUUUCAAGUUGAGGAUGCAUAUAUAUCCCUCAUUCGUCAAGCAUUAUGCGUUUCACUAUCGCAAAACGGCGUAUCGUCUAAUGAGCAGUUAUUCGAACUCUCACUUUCUAUCUUUUUAAUGCUCUUUCGACUCUAUCGAGCGCCACUUAAAAAAGAACUGGAGGUACUAUUUGCUGAAAUCUAUUUGCGAUUUCUUGAUAUGUCUAAUGCGACGUAUAAACAGAAGCAGAUGGUCUUGCAGGGUUUAAUGAAAAUAUGUUCUAAUCCUCAAUCUUUGGUUGACGUGUACUUAAAUUAUGAUUGCGACUUAUCAAUGACCAGCGUAUUUGAGAAGACAGUGAAUACACUAAGUCGGGUUGCUCAGGGAAGAUCGAAGAAUGUAAGUGGAUCAGCUAUGGGAAGUAUAAUUGGCGCUCAUGCUUCUGGACUGUUGUUAGAUAAUAAAGCUGAUUUGGUUGCGUUACAAGAAAAGAAACUUAAAGUGCGUGGUUUGAAAUGUUUAGUAACUAUAGUAAGAUCGCUGGUUGAAUGGUGUAAGGAUUUGGAUAAUAAAGAAACCGGAAUUAGUCAGCCAGAGAAGGCAAAGCCACCGGAAACUGCUGAGGACAAAACUACCAUUAUUUUCUCAAAAAAUCCUCUUCUCAAUAUAUCCAUGAAGGAAUUUUCAACAGCUCACGGCAAUAAUAGUAAUAUUAGCAUUGGGCUAUCUGACUCGGAGGAUAAUCCUGCUCAAUAUCAAGAGAUAAUGACGCGUAAACAAACUCUCCAGACUGGUAUUAGACUGUUCAAUACGAAACCACAGAAGGGAAUAGACUUUUUUAUUAACCAUGACUUUCUCAAGAAUGAUACCCAGAGCAUAGUAUCGUUCUUUGCUUCUACUCCAGGGCUCAGUAAGGCAGCAAUUGGUGAAUAUCUUGGCGAAAGCGAUCCUGAGGCUAUAAAGAUCAUGUAUGCAUUUGUGGAUUCGUUAGAUUUCAAAGGUCUUCAGUUUGUGGAUGCGUUGCGUACAUUUCUUCAGACUUUUCGCUUACCUGGCGAAUCGCAAAAAAUUGACCGUAUUAUGGAAAAGUUUGCGGAUAGGUAUUGCGAAAAUAAUCCUGACGUAUUUGCAAACGCAGAUACAGCUUAUAUACUAGCAUAUUCGAUAAUAAUGUUGAAUACAGAUCAGCACUCUGUUCAAGUAAAGCGGCGAAUGGAUAAAUCCGAAUUUAUAAAGAAUAAUAGAGGAAUCAAUAAUAAUAAUGAUCUGCCGGAUGAAUUUCUAGGGGCUAUUUUUGACGAUAUAGCUGUUAAUGAGAUUGUUAUGGAAGAAGAGCAAAUAUCGGAAGUGGCAAAAACAGCGAUUAACAUUGCCAAUGAGAGAGAAAGGCAGCAAAUGUAUGACAAGGAAAUAUCACAAAUGCAAAAGAAGAGUCAGGCAUUGCUUUCUAGUAGCAGACAAGAUCAGAAGGCUUCAAUAUGGCGGAGUGCUACUCACUCGGAUCAUGUUAAGCCCAUGUUUGUUGUUGCAUGCUGGCCAUUGAUGGCUACUCUUAGCGUUGUAUUUGAAGAGUCUGAGAACAUAUCGACAACAGCUAGCAAAGGAAAUGAAUUUGCACAAGCUAAUUCAGAAGCUAUCGAAUUAUGUUUGGACGGAUUUAUGGGCGCUAUACGAAUCAGUAGUGUAUUUCGCAUGGAUGUCGAGAGAGAUGCAUUUGUGUCUUCACUCGCUAAAUUGACUGGACUCAAUCAUGUGGAUGAGAUGAGAUCUAAAAAUGUGGCUGCAAUUCGUACCCUAUUAUCUGCUGCAAACGCAUAUGGUGAAGGUCUGCAAACGUCUUGGUUGAUUGUAUUAAAGACCAUAUCUGCGAUGGAGAGAUAUCAGCUUAUAAACAGCUCAGGUUCGGUGACAUACAGUGCAGAGGACGCAAGCGGACUAGAUUACUCGCCACAGAAUCAGUCAACAACGGGUGUAAUUAAUAAUCAUUCCAGUGCGUCUGCUGCUGUUCGUAAUAUCACGCGACGCGGUUCAUUGGGAGGUCUUAUGAGAGAGUUCCAAUCACAGAGUACAAUUAUAGCAAUCGACAGAAUAUUCACUAGUAGCGUUAAACUAAGCAGUGAUGCUAUUGUACACUUUGUUAAUGCUCUUUGUACUGUGUCGCUGGAAGAGGUUGACGCGUCAAGAACUGCCCCAAGAAUGUACAGUUUACAGAGGAUAGUAGAAAUAGCGUAUUAUAACAUGUCACGUAUACGAUUCGAGUGGACUCAGAUAUGGAAGAUAUUACAGCCACAUUUCAAUACUGUCGGAUGCCAUCCGAAUAAUAUUGUUGCUACGUUUGCCAUAGAUUCACUUCGACAACUAAGCAUGAAAUUUCUCGAAAGAGACGAGUUGUCUCAUUACAAUACUCAAAGCGAAUUCAUGAAACCAUUUGAGCAUAUCAUAAGAAACAAUUCAUCCCCUGCAAUACGAGAGUUAAUCAUUCACUCACUCAUACAAAUGAUAUCAGCAAGAGCGAAGAAUAUCAAGUCCGGAUGGAAGAGCAUAUUUAUAGUUUUUGGUCGUGCCGCCGGUGAUGAGAAUCCGCAGCUGGUCGAUAAUGCAUUUGGUACAGUGAGAUUAGUGUAUCAGAAACAUUUGGAUUUGAUUGGGUUAUCAUUUGGGGAAUUUGUCAAUUGCCUGGUUGAAUUUGCGUUCAAUGCUAAAGUGGAAGAGAUAAUAAACGAAUCCAUUAGAAUGAUGCAAGGAUGUGUAAAAUUAUUAGUAAAGGAUAUAGAAGAAGGCGACAAGAAGAAUCAGAAUAUAUCUUCUACAUUCGCGGCAUCAUCACCAACGACCACAUCAGUAACUAAGAAGAGACUCCAGCACAUAGAAGAAGAACAAUUUUUCUUCAAAUGGUUCCCUAUAGUGUCUGGUCUAUCUCGACUAGUCAUUGAUCAUGAUUCUCAGGUCGUAAGAACAAAGGCACUUGAUGCACUAUUCGACAUUUUAAGAAACACUGGCUACCUGUUUGAAACUUCGUAUUGGAGUAAAAUAUUAAAGAAUGUCAUCAUCCCCAUAUUCGAAGAUAUCAAAGAAUCAACACAAUUACAAUUACCCACAACAGGCGAUUUUCAGCGUAGAGAAGCGACCACUGAAAUAUGGAUACAAACAAUACGCCUAAUGGUAGAUUUGUAUACACGUUUUCAUGAUCUAUUCAAAGAUAAUUCUGAAUAUCUGCUUGAGCUGUUAGAGCUAUUCGUAGCCCUGCUCAAAAGGAAAAACGAGAAAUUGGGACAAACCGGGAUACGGUGUUUCCACAACUUGAUAGCUAGAAAUGGUUCACGAUUCGAUAGUUCGACUUGGGGGGCAGUGACUGAUACUCUAGAACAGAUUUUCACAGCAACAACGCCAAAGGAAUUGCUCGAACUUGAAAUAACGGGUGUCCAUGAGAAUACGGACGCGAAACACACUAGUCAAGUAAUCGUGGGAGCAUCUAAUCCAGUGCCAGAUGAUAUAACAGACACUGGUGCAGGGGUCGGUGGAACUAGCCGCCGCAACCAGCAUAAUCCGCCCGCAACUCCUGGAAAGGUGGAUGUUGACUUUCCAAAUGCUAUCAUCAAGUGUGCAGCUCAACUCAUUAUUAUUCAAUCAGUGAAAGACUUGGCGUUAACACAUACAGUGGCGACGCCAUCGAGUAAGGAUGAAAUGCAUUAUCUAGCCCAGAUGCCAGCCGAAUAUCGUAAUCGUUGGUUAAGAUGCCUAUAUAAUUCAUAUCAGUUUGCUCACGACUUUAAUGCCAACCACGAACUGCGUCAUGCCCUAUUCAAGUCAGGUUAUGUACAACAAAUGCCGAAUCUGACGAAACAGGAAACUCUAUCUCUUUCAGUUUUCCUAUCUAUUCUCUACGAUUUGUAUCGUACGCUUGGCGACGAUGAUUCCGAUCUGCUUCCUCCAUUAAUUGAAGAAUCAACCAAAGUUCUUGAACGAUUCAUAACACUAUUGUCGGCCGACAUGAUGCAGAACCAACAGCGUGAUAUUAAUAAUUGGUCUCCAUUGGUUAUUACAGUACUCCGUGAACUAUGUGCCACACCGUGGGAGGAAUCCCGCGGAGUACAUGUGCCUGAAUUCUACAGAUUGAGCUUGAAAAUGAUUGGCGUAGACAGGGCAGACGUUAGAGAGUACAUGCAAGAAUUUCUAGAGAAAAUAGGAAAUGAGUUUUUAAAUCCAGACCGGUGGGACGUAUAG
Messenger RNA from Paraglomus occultum, 4760 nucleotides. Lineage: Eukaryota; Fungi; Glomeromycota; Glomeromycetes; Paraglomerales; Paraglomeraceae. The record is from the annotation of a GenBank genome assembly.